This is a messenger RNA of Plectropomus leopardus (leopard coralgrouper), 7589 nucleotides long. It is a transcript of the gene lrp4, whose product is annotated as low density lipoprotein receptor-related protein 4. NCBI's taxonomy places the organism in Eukaryota, Metazoa, Chordata, Actinopteri, Perciformes, Serranidae. The record is from RefSeq and is a predicted model, not a curated record. Gene Ontology annotation, molecular function: hormone binding; calcium ion binding; protein binding. Gene Ontology annotation, biological process: receptor-mediated endocytosis. Gene Ontology annotation, cellular component: signaling receptor complex; plasma membrane; apical plasma membrane.
CAUAGGCAGCCUGUUCCCCCCAGAGUUAACUUUUUAAUCCCGGUUUUGUCGUGUUAUCACACACAAGAGGAAGGAGGCGGAGGAGGUCGGUGAAAGAAAAGAGGCAAAAAAAAGUCAGUCAUGGUAUGAGGGCGAGCGUGAAAGCCGGGAGCGUGUACAUGCAACAGAAGCUCGUUGAUAUUUAACUGUGUGAAGAAGAAGAGGAGGAAGGAGAGAGGGAAAAAAGGGAAAGGGAAGCCCGGAGAAGCGAGAGAAAAGCGGGGUACAAGAUGCAGCCGGCCGCGGUGCUGUGGGGCUCCCUGAUAACUUUGCUGCUCAGCCAAAGUCCAGGAGUUCACGGCAGCGCCGAGUGCUCGUGCGGGAGGAACCACUUCACAUGUGCGGUCAGUGCAUUUGGAGAGUGUACCUGCAUCCCGGCCCAGUGGCAGUGUGACGGAGACAACGACUGCGGGGACCACAGCGACGAGGAUGGAUGCAUGCUUCCCACCUGCUCGCCGCUGGACUUCCACUGCGACAACGGCAAAUGUAUCCGCCGCUCCUGGGUGUGUGACGGAGACAACGACUGCGAGGACGACUCCGACGAACAGGACUGCCCUCCCAGAGAGUGCGAGGAGGACGAGUUUCACUGCCAAAAUGGCUACUGUAUUCGCAGCCUCUGGCACUGCGAUGGUGACAAUGAUUGUGGGGACAACAGUGAUGAACAGUGUGACAUGCGUAAAUGUUCAGAUAAGGAGUUCCGCUGUACAGACGGCAGCUGUAUCGCUGAGCACUGGUACUGUGAUGGAGACACGGACUGUAAGGAUGGAUCAGACGAGGAAAACUGCCCCUCAGAUGUGAUGGCAGCCACCUGCAGCGUGGAGGAGUUCCAGUGUGCGUACGGCCGCUGUAUCCUGGACAUCUACCACUGUGACGGAGACGACGACUGCGGAGACUGGUCGGACGAGUCGGACUGCUCUUCCCACCAGCCCUGCAGAUCGGUUGAAUUCAUGUGCAGCAGCGGGAUGUGCAUCAACGCUGGCUGGAGGUGUGACGGCGAAUUUGACUGUGACGACCAAUCAGACGAGAAGAACUGCACCACGUCCAUGUGCACGGCUGACCAGUUCCGCUGCGGCACCGGACGCUGUGUCCGGUUGUCAUGGAGAUGCGAUGGCGAGCCUGACUGCUCUGACCGCAGUGAUGAAGAGGGCUGCGAGAAAACUGAGAGUCCUCCAUGUGCUCCUGAUCAGUUCCAGUGUGGUAACGGACGCUGCAUCGGUCAGAGGAAGGUGUGCAAUGAGGUUAACGACUGUGGAGACGGGACUGACGAACUUCCUCACCAUGACUGCCGUCCGCGCUCCAGCGAGGGAAACUGUAACCAGAAUAACGGAGGCUGCUCCCAGAAGUGUCAGAUGGUCAGAGGACUGGUCCAGUGCACCUGUCAUACUGGAUACCGACUGAUGGACGACGGCAAAGCCUGCCAGGAUGUGGACGAGUGUGCCGAAGAAGGUUACUGCAGCCAGGGCUGUACCAACACGGAGGGGGGGUUCCAGUGCUGGUGCGUCCAGGGCUAUGAGCUCCGACCUGACAAGCGCAGCUGCAAAGCUCUGGGUCCAGAGCCGGUGCUGCUUUUCGCCAACCGCAUCGACAUCCGUCAGGUUUUGCCGCAUCGCUCCGAAUAUACCCUGCUGCUCAACAACCUAGAGAACGCCAUCGCCCUGGACUUCCACCACAGCCGCGAGCUGGUCUUCUGGUCCGACGUGACGCUGGACCGCAUCAUGAAGGCCAACCUCAACGGUUCCAACGUAGAGGAGGUUGUCUCCACUGGUCUGGAGAGCCCAGGUGGACUGGCCAUAGACUGGAUCCAUGACAAGUUGUACUGGACAGACUCUGGGACGUCCCGUAUCGAGGUGGCCAACCUGGACGGUACUCACCGCAAGGUGCUGCUGUGGCAGAACAUGGAGAAGCCCCGAGCCAUCGCGCUGCACCCCAUCGAGGGUAAGAUCUACUGGACGGAUUGGGGCAACACACCUCGUAUUGAGUACGCCAACAUGGACGGCUCCAACAGGCGCGUGAUCGCAGACACACACCUGUUCUGGCCCAACGGCCUCACCAUCGACUACGCCGGCCGCCGAAUGUACUGGGUGGACGCCAAGCACCAUGUCAUCGAGAGGGCCGACCUGGACGGACGCAACCGCAAAGCUGUCAUCAGCCAAGGCCUUCCCCACCCGUUUGCCAUCACUGUGUUUGAGGAUAGCCUCUACUGGACUGACUGGCACACCAAGAGCAUCAACAGUGCCAAUAAGUUCACUGGAAAGAACCAAGAGAUAAUUCGCAACAAGCUGCACUUCCCCAUGGACAUCCAUACUCUGCACCCCCAGAGGCAGCCUGCAGGAGGCAGGAACCGCUGUGGCACCAACAACGGAGGCUGCAGCCACUUGUGUCUCCCCAGCAACAAGACGCACACCUGCGCCUGUCCCACCGGCUUCAAGAAGGUGGACCACAACAACUGUGCCAACGGUCUUGACAAGUUCCUGCUUUUUGCCCGAAGGACGGACAUCCGACGGAUCAGCUUCGACACAGAGGACAUGUCCGAUGAUGUCAUCCCUCUGGCUGAUGUGCGCAAUGCCGUGGCUCUGGACUGGGACGCCAAAGAUGGCUACAUCUACUGGACGGACGUCACCACUGACUCCAUCAACAGAGCGCUGUGGAACGGCACCAAGCAGGAGGUGGUGGUGGACACCAGUCUGGAGAGCCCAGCAGGUUUGGCAAUUGACUGGGUGACCAACAAGCUCUACUGGACUGAUGCUGGUACAGACCGUAUCGAGGUUUCUAAUGCUGAUGGCAGCAUGCGGACUGUCCUGAUAUGGGAGAACUUGGACCGGCCCAGGGACAUUGUUGUUGAUCCAGUCGGGGGUUUCAUGUACUGGACCGACUGGGGUGCCAACCCAAAGAUCGAGCGUGCAGGAAUGGACGCCUCCAGUCGCAUCGUCAUCAUCUCGUCAAACUUGACAUGGCCCAACGGACUCGCCAUUGACUACGAGACCAAACGGCUGUACUGGGCCGACGCUGGAAUGAAGACUAUUGAAUUUGGCAACUUUGACGGUUCUGACCGACAGGUUCUGAUUGGCAGCCAGCUGCCUCACCCCUUUGGCCUGACCGUACACCAGGACAAGCUGUACUGGACAGACUGGCAGUCCAAGAGCAUCCAGAGUGCCGACAAGCUCACCGGCUUGGGUCGACACACACUGGCCGAAAACCUGGAGAAUCUCAUGGAUAUUCACAUGUUCCACCGACAUCGAGAGACAGUGCGUAACCCAUGUGCGGUGAAUAAUGGAGGCUGCAGCCACCUCUGUCUGCUGGCUCCGGCUCCCAAAGCCUCCAGCUGUGCCUGUCCCACCGGGAUCAACCUGCAGACGGAUGGAAAAACCUGCACGCCGGGAAUGAACAGCUUCCUGAUCUUUGCAAGGAGGACAGACAUCAGGAUGGUUUCUUUGGAUAUCCCCUACUUUGCUGAUGUGGUUCUGGCCGUCAACAGCUCCAUGAAAAACACCAUCGCCAUCGGAGUCGACCCCAAAGAAGGAAAAGUCUACUGGUCUGACAGCACACUGAAGAAAAUCAGCAGGUCAAACAUCAACGGAAAAGAACAAGAAGACAUCAUAUCUACAGGUUUGGUGACGACCGAUGGCCUGGCGGUGGAUGCUGUUGGCAGGAAGAUCUACUGGACGGACACGGGAACCAACCGCAUCGAGGCUGCCAACCUGGACGGCUCCAUGAGGAAAGUUCUCGUCUGGCAAAGCCUGGACAGCCCUCGAGCCAUCGCCCUCUACCAUGAGAUGGGUUAUAUGUACUGGACAGACUGGGGCGAGCACGCUAAACUGGAGCGCUCAGCGAUGGACGGAUCAGACCGCGUGGUCCUUAUCAGCAACAACCUGGGCUGGCCCAACGGCCUGGCCAUCGACAUGGCCGGCUCACAGUUACUGUGGGCCGACGCUCACACUGAGAGAAUCGAGGCGGCUGACCUGAACGGGCAGAAUCGCCGCACUCUGGUGACUCCAGUCCAGCACCCGUAUGGUUUGACCCUGCUGGGCUCCCACAUCUACUGGACAGACUGGCAGAGCCGCAGCAUCCAGCGAGCUGACAAGAACACGGGUACAAACAUCAUCACGGUGCGAGCCAACCUGCCGGGCCUGAUGGACAUCCAGGCGGUGGACAGGGAGAGGCCACUGGGCUUUAAUAAGUGUGGCAGGAGGAACGGGGGCUGCACCCACCUGUGCCUGCCUCGUCCCAACGGCACGUCCUGCGCCUGUCCCACUGGCAUCCUGCUCAAAGGAGACGGUAGGUCAUGCGAUGACUCCCCGGAGUCCUACCUGCUCUUCUCCAACCGUGUCAGCGUUCGCAGAAUCUCCCUCGACACCGACGACCACACCGACGUGCACGUGCCAGUGCCAGAGCUGCACAACGUCAUCUCGCUGGACUACGACAGCGUGGACGGAAAACUUUACUACACUGAUGUCACCCUGGAUGUUAUAAGGCGUUCAAACCUGGACGGCAGUGGCAUGGAGACGGUGAUCAGUCAGGGUCUGAAGACCACAGAUGGGCUGGCUGUAGACUGGGUGGCCAGGAACAUGUACUGGACUGACACCGGGCGCAACACCAUCGAGGUGGCCCGCCUGGAUGGAACGAGCCGCAAAGUCCUGGUCAACAACAGCUUAGAUGAACCCCGAGCCAUCGCAGUGUUCCCGAGCAAAGGGUUCCUGUUCUGGACUGACUGGGGUCACAUUGCAAAGAUUGAGCGAUCUCACCUGGACGGCUCGGACCGAAAAGUUCUGAUCAAUACGGACCUGGGCUGGCCCAACGGUCUCACACUGGACUACGACACACGAAGGAUCUUCUGGGUGGACGCCCACUUGGACAGAAUCGAGAGUUCGGACCUGAACGGGAAACUGCGUCAGGUCCUCGUCAGCCCCGUGUCCCACCCGUUCGCCCUCACACAGUUGAAGCCGGUGUCCUCCCCUCUAACUCCUUUCUCCCGACUCUCGCAGCAAGACCGCUGGAUCUACUGGACGGACUGGCAGACUAAGUCCAUCCAGCGAGUGGACAAACACACGGGCCGUAACAAGGAAACCGUGCUGGCCAACGUGGAGGGCCUCAUGGACAUUAUAGUGGUAUCACCUCACAGGCAGACAGGUACAAAUCUCUGCGGGGUGAAUAACGGCGGCUGCACUCACCUCUGCUUCGCCAAGACCAACAGUUUCGUGUGCGCCUGCCCUGAUGAACCAGACGGGCGACCCUGCUCCACCAUUUCAGGUUACAUCCCCACCUCUCCUACCAGAGGAACCAGCAGCACUCCUGUCCCCAAAAUCCCCAAAGCUCCAACAGACAAUCCACAUGGACGCUCAGCAGUCAACUGCACUGACAAGAACCUGAAUGUAGAAGGCUGCUCGAACAAUGUGGUGACGGCUCCUCACGGAGAGGGACUUCAUAUCAGCUACGUGAUUGGUGGAGUUCUUACCAUCCUGGCCAUACUGAUCCUCAUUGCUGCUUUGAUUAUCUACAGACAUAAAAAGUCAAAGUUUGCUGACCCAGGAGUGAGCAACCUGACCUACAGCAAUCCCUCGUAUCGGACGUCCACACAAGAGGUCAAAAUCGAGGCGUCGCAGAAGCCUCCAAUAUACAACCAACUUCGAUAUAAGAAAGAGGGGGGAGUGGACGGAGGCUACACCAAGGAGAAGAUCCGCAUCGUGGAGGGCGUGUGUCUCCUGUCCAAUGAGGAGCUUUACUGGGACGACCUAAAACAGAUCAAGCCGUCCCGAGGCGGCUUGCACACCUGCAUGCGCACAGACACCGUGUCCCUGCAGGCCAGCAGCGCCUCGCUAGACGAUGGCGAGACGGAGCAGCUCCUCCAGGAGGAAGCGUCCGAAUGCUCCUCCAUAACCACCUUGACCCCUUCAGCCAUCACCCCGCAGCGUCACGCCCAGCACAGCCUCCCCGACACCGGCUGGGUCUCCACGCGCAAGCCCUCCACUGAGAGUGAAGUGUGAGGAAGGCCUCCUCGCCCUCCGUGCUUUAUCCCAACUUCCAUUACCUGAUACACACCUGUAUUUAUAGCUGGUACAAACACACAAAGAUAAAUAGAUACAAAAACAGUUGUAUACGUAGAGUAACGGUACGAAUGGUUAGACACAGCUAAGCUCCUGCAAACACAACUCCUGUCUCUGAAACUGGGGCUCCGUCCUACUUGUGCACACACACACACACACACACACACGUGCAGUACAGUCCUCCAACAGUACCCUCAGUGCUACUGCCUUUAGGCGAAAUCAUAAACUAAUGAGCAUGCUUGAAUAAGAAAGCAAAGGACUCUGGGGAGGAAGUGAACAGAGACACAAGCGUUACCCUUUUUAAAGGAUGCAGACUCUCGAUGUGACAAACGCUUCUCUGUGUACAACUUUAUUUUUUGUGAACUUUUUUUUUUUGGACGAAGCUAGAACGACAUACUCCCCGGACGAUGUAACCACGAUGCUCUCUCUAAUGCCACUCAUGUCUUUAUGAACUCUAUUUAUGAACGUUUUUUGUACUUUGUGGAGUGCUGACUUUCCGAAAAAUGGCGAGAGUGUUGUGCCGCAGGACCCGGGUAUUCAAGAGUUGUAUUUAUGACAGUGCCAAAGGGUGGGACUUCACAGAGUCUCCAUGCUUCUUUCAGCAUUUACACUUCAAUAGAAAUGUAUUUUAGUUUCGGGAUGUUUGUUUUGACUUUAUCGACUUGCCCUCACCCUUCUGAUUCUUUAUUUUACAGCCUCCAUCAGGUCAAGCAAGGACUUUCCGUAUGUAGAUGGUACUCUCAGUUGGUCGCAGAAGUCCAGUUCAUUAUUUGCGAAAGUAACCUCAAGUUAGUUUUUUUUCAAGAUGCAAUUCAACCAUUGCUGAUCCUCGGGCAUAGCAGAGGAAGCCACGAUGAAGUAACAGCCUAAGUGCCAAACAUUUUGUUCUUUUUCCUCCUUCAGCUGUUUAAUUAUUUCACUCAGAGGGUUUAAAGUGUUGUUGACAUUUUUUUUUUUACUUGGCCACUGAGAUCACAGAAAGACAUGUUUUUUCAGACAUGUACCACUGGAGCUACUCAGCCAUGCAGAUAGCUGUGUUUUCAUUUAUCCAGGUGUUAGACAUAGCCUACUUGAUGCAUCUGUCCUAAACAAUAGACUACUUUACCAAUCCAAUCUCCCACUGAGUGUAUCUUUUAUUCUUCUUUUGAAAAAAAAUAAGGAUAAAUGAUACACAACAGUGGCUCUCGACUUUUUUUUUUUUUUGUGUCAGGCACCCCUAAAUUGAUCCACAUUAGGUCAUGGACCAUCUGAAAAUAUUUUGGUUGUUCAGACUGAUUUAAUUGUCAACUAGGGAUGUCAACGGUUAAUUGGUUAACUGCCAAAAAUAUUAUUCACUGCUUAUGCAUGUUGGUCUAUAGGUUAAUUUUUCUACCCUUCAGUUUGUGGACUGCACCCCACCUGAGUCCGGUGGUAACUAGGUAGCUGUGCCACUCGUUUGGUGAUUACUGGUUGUAACGCCAUCCUGACCCAUCAGUGUUGCCGUGGAAACAUUGUACACACUCUCCAGCC